AUGGGGAACGAAGCUAUAGUCAAGCUCCUGCUUGCUGCUGAGGGAAUUGAUGUGAACACGAAGGACAUUGAUGGCCGGACGCCAUUGUCCUGGACAGCAACAAACGGGCACGAAGCUGUGGUCAAACUCUUACUUGCUGCUGAGGGAAUUGAUUUGAACACGAAGAGUGCUGAUGGCCAGGCAGCAUUCUCCUAUGCAGCAGGGAGCGGAGGAGUAACCGUGGUCAAGCUACUACUUGCUACCGAUGUAGUUGAUGUGAAUACGAGGGAUAAUAAAUGUGGCCAGACACCACUCUUCUGGGUAGCAUUGAUGGGGCAAGGGGCUGUUGUCAAGCUUCUUCUUGCUGACAAGAGAAUUGAUGUGAACAUGAAGAGUGCCGAUGGCUAG
Morchella importuna is the source of this 387-nucleotide messenger RNA. RefSeq lists its product as uncharacterized. Gene Ontology annotation, molecular function: protein binding. The coding region runs from base 1 to 387 and encodes 128 amino acids. Lineage: Eukaryota; Fungi; Ascomycota; Pezizomycetes; Pezizales; Morchellaceae. The record is from RefSeq and is a predicted model, not a curated record. The transcript has a single exon.